This is a messenger RNA of Ostertagia ostertagi, 696 nucleotides long. Lineage: Eukaryota; Metazoa; Nematoda; Chromadorea; Rhabditida; Trichostrongylidae. The record is from the annotation of a GenBank genome assembly.
AUGGAGAUGAACGAAACAGUAUUAAACGAGUCGCUGGUAUCGACGACUCCAGAAAGUUGUUACUUCGAGCAACCGCCGAUGAUCAACAUCCGAUUCUGGCUCGUCACUGUGUUCGGUUCAACCGUUUCGUUCAUCAGCAUCAUGAAUAACGUGCUUCUUUUCUAUGUGUUUAUAUCGAGAAAGCAUCAUCGCAGCAAUCACAAUGUUUAUCUGAUGUUAUUGGCCUUUUUCGAUAUCUUCGUUAGCACUGCCUAUAUUCUUCUGAUGUCUGUGAAUGUCCUCAUUGAUUAUCUCAUAUCUGCUCGUUUAAUGCAAAUAUGGUUUUCUUACAUGGUACCAAUGAUAACGAUAUCUCAUGUGGCUAUGACGUCGUCGUCUUUUCUCAUCGUGUGCGCUUCGUUUGAGCGUUACUGUCUCACCGUGAAUUCUCCAUUUCUUCCAUUCGCUCAAAAUAAUCGAAAAUUGAUAGCUGGUUUUGCAAUUCUUUUCGGAGUGAUCAGCAAAGGCACAAUGUGUUUCGAGUUUGAGUUCUACGACCUACCCGAAUGCGAAGGUAUCCGCAACUUUGUGACCGUUUUUGCUCCGUUCUUCAUUUUGGCGUAUUUCAAUAUACGCAUUGUGAAGGCACUCACCAAGCACACAAAAAUGACCGUAUGUCAACUGGCUGGUAACGCCUUGGUUGAACAGGCUAAACGC